GAACAUUGGGUGUAGUCUGCGGGACUUUUCAUGGCUCUGCGCAUUCUCCACUGCGCUGUUCAGAAGAGCACAGCGGGAUCUUCUCCAGGCUCCGCUCCAAACACCGUGGCCCCUGAGAGCCACAGAGGACUCCGCGCCCGCUCCGGAUCCGCGCACACAGCGCUCAAAGUGCUCAAAGUCUGCUCAAAGUUUCACAAAAGUUUUGCGGACUCAGAAUCUGCUUCGAGACCACCUCAGUAUUUGAAGGACUGAGCCGCUGCGGGACAUGGCCUGGAUCCGGAGGCUCGUGUCUCUGCUCGCGUGCUGCUGCUUCGCUUUGCCGUGCGCGCACGCGGCCAUGGACGAGUGCGAGGACGAGCACGGGCGCGCACAGAGAUGCAUGCCCGAAUUUGUGAACGCGGCCUUUAACGUGACCGUCGUGGCUACGAACACCUGCGGCUCUCCUCCGGAGGAGUACUGCGUCCAGACCGGCGCCACGGGCGUCACCAAGUCGUGCCACAUCUGCGACGCACGAGACCCCCGCAAUCACCACAGCGCGAUCUACCUCACAGACUACAACAACCAGCAGGACGCCACCUGGUGGCAGAGCCAGACCAUGUUAGCGGGAGUGCAGUACCCGCACUCCAUCAACCUCACCCUGCACCUGGGUAAGGCAUUUGACAUAACAUACGUGCGUCUCAAGUUCCACACAUCUCGUCCUGAGAGUUUUGCCAUCUACAAGCGAAGCAGUGAGUCUGGCCCUUGGGUGCCCUACCAGUUCUACAGUGGUUCAUGCGAAAAAACCUACCAGAAACGCAACCGGGGUUUCAUCCGCACGGGUGAGGACGAGCAGCAGGCCCUGUGCACAGACGAGUUCAGCGACAUCUCCCCCCUGACUGGAGGAAACGUGGCCUUCUCCACGCUCGAGGGCCGCCCCAGCGCAUACAAUUUUGACCACAGCCCUGUACUGCAGGACUGGGUGACCGCCACAGAUAUCAAAGUGACGCUGAACCGACUCAACACCUUCGGAGAUGAAGUCUUCAAUGACCCCAAGGUCCUCAAGUCAUACUACUACGCCAUUUCAGACUUUGCUGUGGGGGGAAGGUGUAAGUGCAAUGGCCAUGCCAGUGAGUGUGUCAAGAACAGCGGGGGUAGUCUCGUGUGUAACUGCAAGCACAACACAGAGGGAACAGACUGUGAGCGCUGCAAACCCUUCUACAACGACCGGCCGUGGAGACGAGCCACUGCCGACAACGCUAACGAGUGUCUGUCCUGUAACUGUAAUGGAAAGAGUUCCGAGUGCUACUUUGACGCAGAGCUGUACCGAGCCACGGGCCAUGGAGGACACUGCCUGAACUGUGCCGACAGCACCGACGGACCCAACUGUGAACGCUGCCUGGACAACUACCACCGCGACCACACCGGGAGUCGCUGCCUGCCCUGCGGCUGCAACUCCAUCGGUUCCGAGUCUCCACAGUGCGAUGACAGAGGAGUGUGCUCCUGUAAGCCUGGAGUGACAGGGGAGAAGUGUGAUCGAUGCCAACCAGGUUUCCACAGCCUCACCGAGGCCGGCUGCAGGCCGUGCUCCUGCUCUCCGUCAGGCAGUACCCAAGAGUGCGAUGUUCACACAGGCCAGUGCCGCUGCAAAGACUAUGUGGAAGGUUUCACCUGUGACAGAUGUAAACUGGGCUACUUUAAUCUGGACCACAACAACCCACAGGGCUGUACCCCCUGCUUCUGUUUCCAGCACUCGUCAGUGUGUGACAGCGCUGAGGGCUACAGCAUCCACACCAUCUCCUCCACCUUUGACACAGACACGGAGGAGUGGGUUGCUCAGCAGAGAGAUGGCUUUGCUGUCCCUGUGCAGUGGACCAGUGGUCAGGAGAUCUCUCUCAUGUCUGAAGACUACUUUCCCAUGUACUUUAUGGCACCAGAUAAAUUUUUGGGGGACCAGCUGCCAAGCUACGGGCAGAACCUGAGCCUGAGUUUUCGGGUGGACCGCCGAGACACCAGACUGUCGGCUGAAGAUCUGGUCCUGGAGGGGGCUGGUUUGAGAGUGGCUGUACCUCUGAUCGCUCAGGGAAAUGCUUAUCCCACUGAGCACAUGCAGACUUAUGUCUUUAGGCUUCAUGACAGUGCAGAUUAUCCCUGGAGGCCCGCUAUCAGUCACUCGGAUUUUCAGCGACUGCUUCACAACUUGACAAGCAUAAAAAUCCGAGGAACGUACAGCGACAAGAGUGCUGGAUACCUGGACAACGUGCACUUGGUGACAGCUCGACGGGGCCCCGGUGAAACGGCUCACUGGGUGGAGUCCUGCACUUGUCCUCAGGGGUAUGAGGGUCAGCACUGUGAGAGGUGCAUUGUGGGAUACCGCCGUGCUCAGCCCCAGCUCGGAGCCUUCAGUCAGUGUGAGCCCUGCAACUGCCAUGGCCACAGCCAGACAUGUGACCCCAACACAGGAGCAUGCAAGUGUGAUCACAACACCGCAGGGCUGAGCUGUGAGCGUUGUCAAGACGGUUUUUAUGGAGAUGCCACUGGAGGCACUGCAGCAGACUGUCAGCCCUGCCCCUGUCCCAGCGGGGCAACUUGUGCUGUAGUCCCCAAAACCAAAGAAGUGGUGUGCACCAACUGCCCUGCUGGCACCACGGGAAAACGCUGUGAGUUGUGUGAUGAUGGUUUUUUUGGAGAUCCUCUUGGGCAAGAAGGUCCGGUGAGAGCUUGCCGUGCCUGUAAAUGCAGUGACAACAUUGACCCCAACGCUGUGGGAAACUGUCACCGUGAAACCGGAGAAUGUCUCAAAUGCAUCUACAACACAGCAGGAUUAUUCUGUGACCGCUGCCAAGAUGGCUUCUUUGGCAACGCCCUGUCCGCCAACCCUAGUGACAAAUGCAAACCGUGUGCAUGCUUUCCAUUCGGCACCGUGGACCAGCAGACCAGCUGCUCCCAGGUCACAGGCCAGUGUCUGUGUUUGCCCAACGUUACAGGAAGAGACUGCAGCGCAUGUGAGCCGGGCUUUUACAACCUACAUAGUGGCAAAGGCUGUGAACGCUGUAACUGUAAUCCCAUUGGCUCCACUAAUGGGCAGUGUGAUGUGGUCUCCGGUCAGUGCGAGUGUCAGCCAGGUGUCACAGGGCUCCAGUGUCAGCAGUGCGAAGUCAACUUCUUUGGUUUCAGUUCCUCUGGAUGCAAACCAUGUGACUGCGAUCCUGAGGGCUCCCUCUCGGGCCAGUGUAAGGAGGAUGGCCGCUGUGAGUGUAAGCCUGGAUUUGUCGGUGCCCGAUGUGACAUGUGUGAAGAGAAUUACUUCUACAACCGCUCUGCACCUGGCUGUCAGCAGUGUCCAUCCUGCUACAGCCUUGUCCGUGACAAAGUGAACCAGCAGCGGCAGAAGCUUCAUGAUCUCCAGACGCUCAUUGACAACCUAAGCUCGGGUCAGGAGACAGUGAGUGACAAGGCCUUUGAAGAGCGUCUCAGAGAGGCUGAACGGGCAAUUGCAGAGCUAUUGGAAGAGGCCCAGACCAGCAAAGAAGUGGACCGAGGUCUCUUGGAUCGUCUGAAUAACAUUAACAUAACACUGACGACACAGUGGAACCGUCUCCAAAGCAUCAGGAACACUGUUGAUGAGACGGGAACACAGGCUGACAAGGCCCGGGGACGGGUCAGAGAUGCUGAGAACCUCAUUGAUCGAGCACGCCAGGAGUUAGACAAAGCCAAGGAUGCAAUCAGCAAAGUGGACAUUAAGCCCCCCAGUGGAGGUGGAGACCCCAAUAACAUGACACUAUUGGCUGAAGAAGCACGCGCCUUGGCUGAAAAGCACAAAAUGGCUGCUGAUCAGAUUGAGAAGAUUGCCAAGGAAGCCAAUGACACAUCAACCAAAGCCUACAACCUUCUGCUGAAAACACUGGACGGAGAACUCAAGACAAGCCAGGAGAUUGACCAGCUCAACAAGAAGUAUAAUGAUGCUAAAGAAAUGGCUAAAAGCCUGGAGAAGCAGGCCAACAAAGUCCAGGCUGAGGCAGAGGAGGCGUCAGAUCGGGCUCUGAGGAUCUUUGCCAACCUGACCAGCCUACCGCCCUUCGACACAAAAGCCUUGGAGGAUGAGGCAACCAAGAUUAAAAAAGAGGCAUCUGACCUGGACAAACUUAUUGAUAAAACUGAGAAGGAGUAUAAUGAUCUCCGGGAUGAUCUGAGAGGAAAAGAGCAGGAAGUGCGCAAACUGCUUGAUAAAGGCAAGAGUGAGCAGCAGACUGCUGACCAGCUGCUUGCUCGUGCCGAUGCAGCUAAAGCUCUUGCUGAAGAAGCAGCAAAGAAAGGCCAGUCCACAUUCAGAGAAGCAGAAAACAUCUUAGAUGACCUCAGAGAUUUUGAUAAGAGGGUGAAUGACAACAAGACUGCAGCGGAGGAGGCUUUGCAGAGGAUUCCUUUAAUCAACGCCACCAUAAAUGCAGCUAAUGAAAAGACGCGCCAGGCAGAAGCAGCUCUGGGAAAUGCUGCCUCUGACGCCAAAGAAGCCAAAAGCAAGGCUGAGGAGGCUGAGAGGAUCGCCAGCAAUGUCCAGAAAGGCUCUGCCAAGACGAAAGAGGAAGCAGAGAAGGCCUUUGCAGAGACUCAGAAGCUGGACUCAGAGGUGACUGAUAUGAUGGAGCAACUAAGUACAGCCGAGCAGGAACUGAACAAGAAGAAAGCUGAGGCGGACAAUGACAUGAUGAUGGCUGCAAUGGCAUCGGAUAAUGCUAAGGAGGCAGAGGACAACGCCCGUAAAGCGAAGAACGCAGUAAAAAGUGUUCUGGGUACCAUUGCUGCACUGUUGGAUCAACUUGGAAACAUUGACAAAGUGGAUCUAAGCAAACUGAACCAGAUUGACGAGUCUCUCAAGCGUGCCAAGGGCAAAAUGGCCGGCAGUGACCUGGACAGGAAGCUAGCAGAGCUCAAUGAUGUGGCACGGACACAAGAAGACAUGAUUACUGACUACGACCGCCAGAUCCGCCAAAUCCGUGCUGAUAUCAUCAAUCUGGAAGACAUCAAGAGGACGCUACCAGAUGGCUGCUUCAACACUCCCUCCAUAGAAAAACCAUGAGUGUGUCCCCAAGCUUGAACUUUCUGCUCUACUAACACACUCCUCAGCACCGUGCAGGCCGUCCUGCAAGGUGUUCAGGCUUUUAAUGAUACUUAAAAUCUUUAAAGAUUUAUUUAUCCACACAAGUCAUUUUUCACCAAGGAAGGAUUUUGGCUCAAGUAGCUUUUAAACACUCAUGAAUUGACUCCAAAAACACUAAAACUAAAAACUAUAACAUAUGUACGGAGCUACUAUUGUAAUAAGAUCAGUGCAUCUGUGAAAACAGUUUGUUUGUAAUAAGAAGUGUCCAUAAUUUGACUAGUACUUCGGUAGUUUGUCUUCUAUGUGUACAUUUUGAUUUGCUUGUGUGUAAUUUGACUUAUGCAACUGCAUCUUUGUGUUUGCACCUUCACUUGUGUAUGCUUUAUUUGAUUUUGUGCAUAUCUAAAAUGAACAUUAUCAAGAUUACAUUAUGAAGUCGUAUGCACAAGACUCUAAAUACACACACACAUUUUGCAAUAGUCCUUCCUUGCCUCUGUUUUGUGUGCCCAAAGUUUAUCUUGCAGGUGUGCCUACUGACUGAAAUAUAGAUGGUGGCCAUGUGCUUGUUCCAGCAUAUUUAAUUAAGAUGAAAAAGCUUAAUUAAAUUAAUUUGAUAUUGUUAAUCAAACAUAUUUGUUGUGUAAGGAUACACUUUUGAAGACAAAAUAGAGACACUACACUACGACCUACACUAUACACACGACAUUUUGUAGAGAAUUGUUUUUAAUAAAACUUGGAGUAGUAGAAACAAGUAUUUUUUGCUUUUGCUGUUACUUGAAUCAGCUGAAUAUGAAGGCUGUAGUCAUUUUUUUUUUUUUUUACACAUUUACACUACAUUUGACUAUAGCCUUUUACAGUAACAAACCUCACAGCUUUAUUCCUCUACUACAGCGCCAUCUACUCAUCUACUGUUAGAUUAUUUUUUUCAAACCUGCAAGAAAUUUUGGUCAAAGACCUUUAGUUAUUUACAAAACCAUGGAAGGACAGGACUGUUUUGUGUAGUACAAGCCUUUUUUAUAGGGCUUGCAUAUUUUUAGUUCAUCUGCUUGUACAAUAUAUUUCCAGACAGUUCCAGAUGCAUUAUGGUGACACGCCAAUUUAUGGGCACAUCUUAUUACAGACUUUGACAGAUGUACAAAUGUACAACAGUUGCUCCUUUCAUAAGCUUGUGCAUUUAAAAUCAAUCUUUGUUGUGUUAGCAUAUUUAUAAAAAUACUGUUUUUUAUGUUUUGAAUUUACAUUUAAAUUUGUUAAACUCUUUAAAGGAAAAAAAGCAAAACAAGAUGAUGUGACUUGGUUGUGAUGGUUGAUCAGAGCGCAAACCCAAAGUGACUGCAUUCUUUUUUUUUCUGUUCAUCAGCAUUUUCGUUUCAAACCAACAGACCUCACAUCACAGGAAUUCAUGAGCAGUAAAGUUUUUAAGCAUUGUUAAAAAAAAUCUAUAUUGACCCACUGUUUGACAAAGAGGCGUAAAAUGUGUUUAACUGUGCAGACGUUCAUGGGACAUUCCUUUCCACAUGAACAGUAUUAGUUCCAAUUGUUCUUUUCAGUAAGUUUGUUUAACUCAACCCAAAAAAACAACAAAUAAGAACAAGUGAUUUCAAAAUGUUGAAAAUUACUACUGGAAGCACCUUUUUCUUUAGAUAGAAUUUGAGUGUUUGCAAUAGAAUAAUUUUACAUUGAUGUAGUAAAAGUGAACUGUUUGGUACAUUAACAAAAGUCUACAUGAGUGAAAAUAAUUUAUAGCUUUGACUACUUUUUCACUUGUUUUGCGGCAAUUCUAACAGUUUUCAAAAUAAGUUGGUUACUUGAAAAUCUUUGCUUAAAGGGCCCGUAUUAUGGUAUUUUUUGAUCUAUGUUAUAAUCUUUCUUCAUCAAAACAGACCUGGAGUUAUGUUUUGUUCCAGUCACACAUUUAACACACAUCCUACAUAUUUAGGCUAAGUUCUUUUGUCAAACAGAAAACACUCCACCUUGUGAUGUCAUGUGGUAAUACAGGAAGUGCUCCAUACAGCUUCACUAGAAUCAUUUAGAUCAUUUCAGUCCUGCAGUUGCCAAUCUCUACUAAACAAAGGGUAAAACAAGCUGUUAACUCGGAAACUACCACUUGGUAACAUCACAAGGUGGAACAGAGCAUUUUGAGCUUUGGAGAUUUAGACAGAUUAACCCUUUAUUGUUGCUCGAACACAUAUGAAUAAAAAAAAACUCCACGUAUGUUUUUGAUGCUAUAACAUAACAUGGCUCAAAGUUCACAAGAGUCCGUUGCAUAAUGUUGGACAAUUACUAAAGCCACUGUAGUUACAUUUGGCCUCCAACGGGAAGCAAAACCUUGCAUACAUACAUUACAUCAGAAACUUUUACAAAUAAAUCAGAUAAUCCAGGUUCGUCAAUAAAAUGUAACUUGUCUAUUCAAGUUAUUUUUAGCUAAUUUAGAUGUUUUGCAAGGAAUUGCUAAGUAUGUGGAUCUAAAGUAAUUGGCACACAGUUGUGUGGAGUAUAUUUUAGUCUCUUCUGGCUUCUGUGGAAUCAGUCAUUGUAAAAACAUCAAUGCUCCUUCUGUGAUCACAUCCACUUUAACUGGCUCUGUGCACAGCGGCGCCUGGACACUUCAGUGCGGCGUCACUACUGUACAGUUCUGUCUCUAUGAGCUGCUGAGCCACGCUGCAUUUAAAGUAAAUAUUUCAAGACAAAAGAGUGGACAGUGACGUGAGGGUGCAUGUCUCUGACAACAUGUUAAAGACAAAUGAAAACUUCACCAGCACAUAUGUUUGUGUGUCAAUACUAAUGCUACUUUUGAGACAUAAAAAAGAUGAAAAUAACACCACAAGCUGAAAAAAUCUGCAUAUAAAACAAUCAAAUAGUAUUUACAUAGAUCAGUUUUAAUUUUAAUGGGUAGUUUAUUUUAUUAUUUAUGCUUUUAAUGAAAGUUAGCAUUAGCUUUGAGACGCGGUGAGCUAGCAUGUGCACAGAGCCAAUUAACAAUAAGAAACAUCCAAACACUAUGCAACUUUGUACAUUUUCCUUGCAAAUUAUAACUGAUACACUGGUGCUAUUAAUUAUUAUUGCAAAUGUUAUUUUUGUGUUUUUUAUGAUGUAAUUUGAAAAUUCAAUGUUUUUCUUGGUGUAAAUAUAUGCUUAAAUGAAUAAGGAUAGACUAAUUUCUCACGAUUGCAGCAAAUCCUUUUCAGGUCAUUCUCUAAUCUAAAGCCAUGUUCAGAUUACACUACAGGAAAUGUCUUUAACACAGUGAAAGGUCGGCCCCAUGGUUGAUGUAAGAAUCAAAACUGAUGGUUCAUAAAACGUUCUCUUUUAAUAUUAUUUGCCCCACUUUGCCACAUGAAGGCUUUCCACUCCACAGCUAUUCCACUGCACUGUUAAACAGAUUAAGAAGAAGAAUUAUAAAACAAUCAAAGUGCAUCACCAUGUUUGGACCAAUGAUUAUAAUUUAAUCAAAGUAUUGCAGGCUUCACUGUACUCCCCUCCCCCUCCAGCACACACUUUUGUUUUUUAGUUUUUUGAACAUGGGAAGGGGGAUGAGUGCACUAUGUAAUGUUAUUAUCACUGGAUUAUAAAUUGAAUUGCUAUCCUCUAAAGUAGAUAACCACUUGUUUAAAAUGUUUUGCUUUCAUGUAAAUUGAAUGAGCUUCACUAUGUUUUCACGUCUUUUACUCAUAUGUAUUUGUAUUUCAUUUGUUUGUGGUUAAGUCACUUCUCUAGACAAAAACAAACAAAAAACAUACACAAAAUUUGGACAUUGUCUAAGACUUGGAGCCAAGCCCAUUAUGGUGCCUCUAUUUUUAAUAAAAAAUGCUAUCACAAAUAUAUCUUACCUUUUAUCAA
Messenger RNA from Periophthalmus magnuspinnatus, 8917 nucleotides. RefSeq names its product laminin, gamma 1 (gene lamc1). The record is from RefSeq and is a predicted model, not a curated record. The transcript has 28 exons. Bases 266 to 5056 code for a protein of 1596 amino acids. Lineage: Eukaryota; Metazoa; Chordata; Actinopteri; Gobiiformes; Gobiidae.